Molecule: messenger RNA, 3394 nt
Organism: Nicrophorus vespilloides
Lineage: Eukaryota; Metazoa; Arthropoda; Insecta; Coleoptera; Silphidae
Gene: Pink1
Product: serine/threonine-protein kinase PINK1, mitochondrial
Exons: 7
Coding region: 299-2065 (588 amino acids)
Biological process (GO): positive regulation of mitochondrial fission; autophagy of mitochondrion; protein phosphorylation
Cellular component (GO): mitochondrion
Molecular function (GO): protein serine/threonine kinase activity; ATP binding
Source: RefSeq, a predicted model, not a curated record
UAAUAGAAAUGUAUUGAAGUAUUUUCUAAUAAAUUUGCCUUAGUUUGUAUGUGGAAUGGUAGUUGAUGGGUUGUGAUUAAGAACAAAAGUAACACUUCAUAUGAAUGAGCCGUAUGUCCUAGAUAGAACAGUUGAAAAUUGAAUGUCGCGAUGUCAGAUCGAGUCGCAGUUUUUUCACUUGUUGCAAAUAUUCCUGAAAACUUAGUGCGCCGCCAGUGAAAAGAAAGGAGCGAAGUGAAGGGUUGUGUUGAGCGUUUUGUCCACGGAAAGGUUCUGUCUUCGCGGGGCGCAAACGAAGAUGUCUAUUCGUGCGUUCGGCACUCGGCUCUUCAGACAUGGUCAGACCUAUGUCAAACUUUUGUGCAAGCGGGACAUCAACACGAAGUGCAAUAUUGCGGAGAAAAUUAAUGUAGUGCAGCAGAGCGCGCCCCUCCAAGGGGCCUCCAACUCCAGACAGGUUAUACCGAGGGCAUUCGCUCUAAGGAACGUUGGCCUUCAAGUGGGACUCCAUGCUCGUAGGAUCCUCAUCGACAAUGUCCUCAACAGAGUCACUAACACAUUGGCCGCUGAACUAAGAAAGAAAGCUGCCAGAAGAAUUAUGUAUGGAGAUUCCGGACCAUUUUUUGCAUUGGUUGGAGUCAGCUUGGCUUCUGGUACUGGCAUACUAACUAAAGAGGAAGAGCUGGAGGGAGUUUGCUGGGAAAUAAGAGAAGCAAUUUCUAAGAUUAAAUGGAAAUAUCAGGAUAUCGAAAUCGAUGAGAAUAGAUUCGAAAACGAUCCGAUCACGGUUAAAGAUUUGUCGUUCGCUAAGCCUAUUGCUAAGGGUGCGAACGCCGUCGUGUAUUCAGCGAAGAUUGCCGAGAAGCAAGAGGAGCGGGUUGAGAUGGUGGAUGGGAGUUUUGGAUUGGUAGAGAAAAGAGCGAAAAUUGACGAUAGCAUUGACAAAUAUCCUUUGGCUGUGAAAAUGAUGUUCAACUACGAUAUUCAAUCGAACGCCAUGGCUAUUCUAAGGGCCAUGUACAAGGAAACCAUCCCCGCGAGGAUGUAUUACAGCAAUAUUGGCAUCAGCGAUUGGGAAUUGGAUCUAUCUGAGAGGAAGAAGCACUUGCCUCCACAUCCCAAUGUAGUAGCCAUGUAUUCGGUGUUCACUGAUUACGUGCCGGAGUUAAAGGGAGCCAGGGGUCUGUACCCGGCGGCUCUACCAUCCAGGAUCUAUCCAGAUGGUGAAGGCAGAAACAUGUCCUUGUUCUUAAUCAUGAAAAGAUACAACUGCAGUCUUCAAGAUUUUGUUUCCUCUUCGCCACCAGCCAUGCGCACGUCUAUCUUGCUCCUAGCCCAACUUCUGGAGGGCAUCGCUCACCUGGUGGCCCAUGGCAUCGCCCAUCGCGACCUCAAAUCCGAUAACCUUCUCCUGGACACCUCCGAGAGUCACGCCCCCAUUCUCGUGAUCACCGACUUCGGCUGUUGCCUUGCUGACAAAUCCAGCAGCUUGAGUAUCGCCUACGCCAAUCACGAGAUCGACAAGGGCGGAAAUUCCGCCCUCAUGGCUCCCGAGAUCAUUAAUCAAAGUCCAGGAACCUUCAGUGUCCUCAACUAUGCGAAAUCCGAUCUGUGGGCGGCCGGUGCAAUCGGAUACGAAAUAUUCGGUCAAGUUAAUCCAUUUUACCAGAAGAAUCUACGAAACACGGAUUACAAGGAGGAAGACCUUCCCGAUCUUCCAUCUGACGCACCGGCGCUCCUCAAAGCCUUGAUCAAGAAUAUUCUGAAGCGCAAUCCAAGCAAGAGGUUGGAUCCAGAAGUAGCCGCCAAUGUUUGCCAAUUGUACCUGUGGGCUCCGAGUUCGUGGUUGAAACCUGGUAUAUUCAAAUUACCGACGAGCGCCGAGAUAUUGCAAUGGCUUUUAUCGUUGACCACGAAAGUCUUAUGCGAGGGCCGAUUGAAUGGAGGUGGAGCCCACCAGACAGGAAGACGAACCUACACCGAGUAUUUGCUAAUCUCCAGCUUCCUGAUCAGAGCCCGUUUGGCCAACAUCAAAGCCGCCCUCAGCUGGAUCCAUUCUAAUUGAGUCGUGACUCCACCCCCUCAAUCUCUCCCCGUCCUUAUAUUAUUUUCUUUCGUUUUAAUUUAUUUAGUUGUUUAGCUCUCCAUUUGUACUUAUAAUAUAAAUAUGAUCACUUGGGUUUAGUCGGUACCUCUCCUCAUCGUAAAUCUGCAAUGUUUUAUGAGAUUGAUCGAGACUCGAUUGUGCGUGCGUGCGUUUGUAAAUACGGGAUUUGUACAAAAUUUUGUUGGAAUGAAGCGUUUUUUUUUGUAUGUAAAUAUUUACUGAUUAAUUGGAGAUUAUAUAAUUACUGUUAGAUGGCGCGGACGCGCGCAUUGCUUUAUUUCUUUGGUGGACGGUCUAUUUUUGGUUUUAGUUUCGGGAUUUUUGUCGCUCGCCGUUGGAAAUAGUGAUGAAGUUUUCGGACGGAUUUAGCCGGUCAUAAACACAACAUAAUUGGGCCGUUUGUGUGUCAGAGCUCGACAGUUACGGGCCUGUUUUGACAAUCGACACGAAAUAUGCGCCGCAUCGCAAAUCCCUCAGACCCGACCCAUCACGAUACUCUUCUCCACGGGUGGAGAAUGGAUGGUAGAGAAUCUCCUAACGGUCCACGUGUUUCGUAUAAAAAUCGAUAAUUGUCGGUGUCGCAAGAUGCAUACAUUCAUACAUACACCCUCCCCCGCUAAUGAGAGGCGACGAUCCACUCUUCGUCUCUGGAUGGGUUAUCUGGAUCCCAUAAUGGACUAUAUUUAGAUGGGGCAACUGGAAAAUGAUAUAGUGGGAGGCGCGAGCAGUUAAAGUCACUCUACCGAUUUAUACCUUCCUCGUGUGUCUCUUCUUCACGAGCUGCUGCUUUAUGAGCUUGUCUUCCCCCGGGCGUCCGAUCUCGGACCCAUCGCAGCUAGGCGCUUUCCCAAUAGAUUUACUCGGUAUUUCGCGUAUAUAACGAGUGCGACUGUGCGUGUAUUUAUAAAGAGGAGGCCGGAGUUCGGAACCGAAAAUAAAUUAAUCGCACGUAACGAUUAAUUUUCGGGGAAUUUACGGAAGAAUAAUAUUUGCAGUCGCACUCAAAGAGCGGCGGUACUUCAAACGCCCGCCUCCGCUUGCUUCGACGAUGAAUGACAUUCGCGCUGCGUUUGUCGCGCGUCUAGCAAUGGCUAAACGGCUAAACUUUAUUACCCAAUAUAUUUGAUCCAUUUAGUGGACUUUAUUGGCACAUGAAAAUAGCAAACUUUCUCUGUGUCUUUGCUUUCGAGGCACUUGAACUCCGCCCGAAUUUUGAAACAAAAUAUCAGUCACCAUCUAUAUUUACAACAAUUACCUAGAUAUAAUAAAGUCGUUCUGUAAUGCUCA